Coregonus clupeaformis (lake whitefish) is the source of this 1415-nucleotide messenger RNA. RefSeq names its product transcription cofactor HES-6-like. The coding region runs from base 295 to 1005 and encodes 236 amino acids. Gene Ontology annotation, molecular function: protein dimerization activity; DNA-binding transcription factor activity, RNA polymerase II-specific; RNA polymerase II cis-regulatory region sequence-specific DNA binding. The record is from RefSeq and is a predicted model, not a curated record. Gene Ontology annotation, cellular component: nucleus. Gene Ontology annotation, biological process: regulation of neurogenesis; regulation of transcription by RNA polymerase II; anterior/posterior pattern specification. The transcript has 4 exons. Lineage: Eukaryota; Metazoa; Chordata; Actinopteri; Salmoniformes; Salmonidae.
AGUCUAGACCAGCGAUUGGCUGAUUCGCAAGUGCGUUUAACAAUCUCUUGCUCACGCAGUCAGCCCUUCGCAUUCAGCCCCUCUAUUCACAUUUAAAUGAGGCGUUAUAAAUACCUACUACUGGCACUAUCGUUGCGCUUGAGGCUGCAUAACAAAUCUAGUACCAGUGUGCGCAAAAGUACAGCUCGGCUUUGUUUGCAGCAGGGACCGGCGGCCAUCUGUCCCAUUCACGGAGUGUAACGGUCGUGUGGAUUUACCAAACCUCGGGCAGUGUCUGGGUUAAACUUCUACAACAUGGCCCCCACUCACAAUAACAAAAAAGGACUGAGUAGAGACGAAGAUGAAUACUACGGCAUUAAAGUGGACAGAAAGACCAGAAAGCCGUUGGUUGAGAAAAAGAGACGGGCUCGCAUCAAUGAAAGUUUGCAGGAACUCAGAGUUCUUCUCGCAGACACAGAUUUACAAUCAAAGAUGGAGAAUGCAGAAGUGCUGGAAAUGACUGUAAAACGAGUGGAGAGUAUCCUUCAAAAUCAAGCACAUGAGGUAGACACAGUGAGCCAUGAGGCAAGUGAAAGGUUUGCUGCUGGCUACAUCCAAUGCAUGCAUGAGGUGCACACCUUUGUGUCCAACUGCCCGGGAAUCGACGCAACUCUCGCGGCGGAGCUCUUGAACCACCUCCUGGAAUGUAUGCCCCUGAACGAUGAGGACAGACUCCAGGUGAUGCUCCAGGAUAUCAUGACGGACUGCUCCACUAACAGCAGCAGCACUUGGCCCAGUUCUGAGGGCAUUUACGCAGCACUGGUCUCCGCUGGAGGAAGGAGCAUCUCCAGCGGAAGCUCCUCAGCCCUCUCCCCGGCGCCCUCCACCUCCUCCAGUGAUGACCUGUGCUCGGAUCUGGACGAGACUGACUCUGAGCAGAGCCACAUCUCUGUGGACGCUGAGAACCAGGAUGUUCUGAACAUGCCCACAGUGGCCUAUUCCAAGUCCAUGUGGAGACCUUGGUAGAGCCAAAUUACUGGAAGCCCACAACUGUCCAUUACUAGAGGAAUAGCCUACAAAAGUUAUUGUAUAUUGGGUUUUGUUCAGUAUAUUUGAAGAUUAAAUUCCUUGUAAUGUUGUUAGACUGUUGGAUGACAGAUAUAGGAAUAGCAUGAGAAGUGGGACACUAUCACUACAAUGACUAUACUUGGUAAUGCAAAGUCCGGUUGCAAAUAGGCUAGAGGUGGCAUCAUUUUAAAAAGCUUUUUUUUUGUAUCAGAACCAUUCUAUUAAUGCAUUUGAAUAAAUAAUAAUACAUAUCAAAUACUAUUUAAUGAAUGAACUGUAAUGUUUAAAUCAACUUUGAAUAAGUCCACAUUGUUAUAGAUCUGAGAUGUCUUUUAGCCAGAUAUAGGUUGUUUAUUUACCUUCAGUGA